ACAAGCCAGGAAAGCUACCGAGAUGCAGCCAAGAAUGACAGAAGAAGCUGAAAAAAUGUUGAGAAAAAUAAGGGAACUACAGAAUCAGAUAGAUGGUUUGAAUUUGGAUAUGAGAAGAAAGGACUCCAAUCUGGACAUGGUUGCAACAGAGAAAGACCGAAUUGAUUCUAGAUUUAGGACACUGGAAGAAACCUAUACGAGAGAGAAGAGAGUACUUGUGGAGGAAAUUGUGAUGUUAAAAAAGCAGCAAGACGCAGCAAGGCGUGACUUGUCGUCUAAAGAACACCAGAUUUUGGCUGCUAGGGAAGAACUUGACAAAGGCAGUAUAUCAUUAUCCAGUGCAGAAAACCAGUUACAGAUAUUACGAACACAGUUGGAACAAAAGAAUGACCAGCUGAGGGCAACCCAGAUGUCACUGGAGGAGAAAAGAACUGAAAUGUUGAAAGUACAAACUCAACUACGAGAGAUGGAAGAUAAAUAUUACAGUAGUACUGCAGUUCUGCAGGACCAAGCCACAAAAGACAUGAGAGAAGAAAUCCGAAUGCUUCGUCAGAAAUUGAAAGACACAGAACUAGCUGCAGAUCAGGAUCGUUAUCUUAGAAACAAGAUGUCUGAUGACUGUGGUGGCUUGGUUAAAGAGAAUGCAUUGCUUGGUGCUCAGGUCUUAGAAUUACAAAAACAACUGGACAGGGAGCGAUCGUUGCGAGAAGACAGAGAUACCAAGAGAGCAGCUGAUAUCAGUGACUUGGUAAAUACUAAGGACAAAGAAAGACAGUUACAGUUUGAGUUAAACCAAGUUCAAGAGCAGUUGAGACAAGAACGGGAGAGAAUAAAGUACUAUAUGGAACAGCUUUCAAAACAAGAGCAAAUAUCUUCAAGUCAGUCGUUAAGCUCUAACACAAUACGUAGUAAACUAUCUGAACUGGAAGGCAUGCACGCAACAACAGAUGCUGAGAAUGCACAACUUAGAAGAGACAAAAUGCUAUUGGUUGAUCACGUUGCUGAGUUACAAAGUCAGUUGCGAGAGAAAGAAGAUGAUAAUAUGAAAUUAAGGGCUCAUUUUGGUGACCUUACUGGCCGUUUAGAUAACAUGGAGAGGAAGUCAGUGUUGGAGACAAGUUUACAAACUCAAAAAUGGGGUGAAUUUGAGAAAAUGGCUGAAAGUAUGAAGAAUUUGUCUCGGAGUAUGACAACAAGGUCUUUUAGUCCAGAUUAUGCAUAA
Molecule: messenger RNA, 1222 nt
Organism: Saccoglossus kowalevskii
Lineage: Eukaryota; Metazoa; Hemichordata; Enteropneusta; Harrimaniidae
Source: RefSeq, a predicted model, not a curated record